AUGCUCCGCGCCGACAUUCCCAUUCGAUUCAGCCGCAAGGCCAUCACCAACCGCGCAAGGGAGACACCAUCCGCUGUGCGCGCCACAGUCCCGCAACUGUGGUUCUCGUCGGCGAUCAACGAGACGUCCGCGUUGUGGGCCCACCACCCUGAGUUCUUCCACAACAACCCCAAAGCGGCCGAGCGUCUCUUCAAGGCCAUCAGGUCCAAUAACGCCGACGCCGCAAUCGCGACAGGGCUGUCGUGA
This is a messenger RNA of Cutaneotrichosporon cavernicola, 246 nucleotides long. RefSeq lists its product as uncharacterized. The coding region runs from base 1 to 246 and encodes 81 amino acids. The transcript is spliced from 2 exons. The record is from RefSeq and is a predicted model, not a curated record. Lineage: Eukaryota; Fungi; Basidiomycota; Tremellomycetes; Trichosporonales; Trichosporonaceae.